AUGACGUCAUUUCCGAUAGGUCUACCUGCAAACACCACCAGCAUUAACCUGCUUGGCUCCUUCAAUAACAGAAACUCUCUAUCAACAUUGAAACACUCAGCUUUGUCAGCGUUCUCGCAUCUUGAAGAUUUCUACGUUACUUACAGUGAGGUGACAACGUUGGACGAUGACUUGUUUCAAGGAUUGACUAAACUAAAACGCAUUGCCCUGGAACAUAAUAAGAUCUCCCAGAUAAACACUGGCAUCUUCCAUGCCUUAAAUGAUGUUGUCUUCGUGGAUCUGACUGGAAACACGGGAUGUAAGAUCGCCGAUGACGCAUUUGCUUCCUUGAAGAACCUGCAAGAUCUAUUUCUGGGUGACCUUAACCUUGGACAUGCUUCCAGUGCCAUGUUCACUGGGUUGACAAAUCUCAGAAACCUUGAUCUCCAUGGAAACAAUUUUGAAAAGGUAUCUGUGCAAUUAUUUCAACAUUUGACAAACCUUAAGACUCUACACCUGUCCGACAAUAAAUUAGCAACUAUUCCAGAUUCGUUCGAGCUGAUCUUCCAGAAGCUGCAGAUCAUCCAUCUUUCAGACAACCCCUGGAGAUGCACAUGCGACAUUCAGUGGCUGAAGAACCUCACCCAGAGCGUGAUGUACUUGGUGUACUCGGGCAAUGUUCCGGUUCUGUCCAUCUCCAUCAACAGCAUCUGUUCUGUGUCUGUCGCCAUCAUCUACGCUCAGUCUUUGUCCUCUUUCGCUGUUCUGUCUUUUCGUAAUUCUCUCUCUUUUGAUAUAAUCUCAUGUCCGCAUUCUGCCACCAUCAACAUAUUCUGGCUGCGCUGUUUUGACAGUGCCAUCUCCUUCUCUUCCUCCAGUACAACGAUCUCCUCUCCUUUCGUCUUCAUUGCUAUCACAUUUUCCCUGCAUUCCCACCACAGCACCAUCUCCAAGUCCCACCUCUAUUCCUCCACAAACGUCAUCGUUUCCUUUAUCCAUUCCUUCAGUGUUGUAAUGGUAUUUCUUCCAUAUAAUACCACCGCCAUCACCACAUUCUCCCUGUUUUUCACCAACAGAGCCAUCUCUGAACCGUCUUUCUCUUCCUCCACCGACAACAGCGCCUCCUCCACCUCCAAGGAUGUACUCAUCUCUCUCCCAUCUUGCUCCAAACCUCUCAUAUUCUCCCCGCUUUCCAUCAACAGUGUGCUCUUUGUCUCGUCUUUCUCUUCCUCCACGAAGAACAGUUCUAUCUCCACCUCCAGUCAUAUACUGAAAUCUCUCCCACCUUCCUCCCUACUUGCCAUCAACAACGUCUUCUCCUCCACUUUCGUCGUCAAUGUCGUCUCUAUCUCCACCUCCAAUGCCUUGUACAUCCUCGAGCACGAGCAAGGUCGUUUGCAAAUGUACACAAGGUCGAAUCUAUUACAUAUUUCCCUGCUUCAAUGCCAAUCUUUAAACAUGCAUAGUAUUCAUGUCUAGUGCUAUGUGCUAAUAUAUUUGUCCAUUAU
This is a messenger RNA of Haliotis rubra (blacklip abalone), 1487 nucleotides long. RefSeq names its product leucine-rich repeat transmembrane protein FLRT2-like. Lineage: Eukaryota; Metazoa; Mollusca; Gastropoda; Lepetellida; Haliotidae. The transcript is spliced from 3 exons. Gene Ontology annotation, molecular function: protein binding. Bases 1 to 1458 code for a protein of 485 amino acids. The record is from RefSeq and is a predicted model, not a curated record.